Polyodon spathula (Mississippi paddlefish) is the source of this 1157-nucleotide messenger RNA. RefSeq names its product transcription factor HES-5-like. The record is from RefSeq and is a predicted model, not a curated record. Bases 47 to 475 code for a protein of 142 amino acids. Lineage: Eukaryota; Metazoa; Chordata; Actinopteri; Acipenseriformes; Polyodontidae. Gene Ontology annotation, cellular component: nucleus. Gene Ontology annotation, molecular function: protein dimerization activity; RNA polymerase II cis-regulatory region sequence-specific DNA binding; DNA-binding transcription factor activity, RNA polymerase II-specific. Gene Ontology annotation, biological process: anterior/posterior pattern specification; regulation of transcription by RNA polymerase II; regulation of neurogenesis. The transcript has 2 exons.
UCCAAGCUCCAGAGAAAGCGGUACUAACAGCACCGUGACUCCAGCAAUGGCACCUACAAUCACUGCAGCUAUGCGAUACUCACAGGGACACGUGGCAAUGACAAACAAGUUGAGAAAACCGGUGGUUGAAAAGAUGCGCAGAGAUCGUAUCAACAGCAGCAUCGAGCAGCUCAAGACGUUACUGGGAAAAGAAUUCGUGAAGCAGCAGCCCGAUUCCAAACUGGAGAAAGCGGACAUCCUGGAAAUGACCGUCUGCUACCUGAGACAGAGCGCCUCCGCCCGGCCAGCGACGGGAAAUGAAGGCUACUCCAGGUGUGUGCAAGAAAUCGUGCGCUUCCUUUCCCGGGAUGAAAUGAAGACAGAAACCCAGAGAAAACUACUGAACCAUUUCCAAGCUGCGCAGAAUUCUCCAGUGCAUCAGACCCCCGUCAAAGAGGCGACCCCGGUGAAGAGUGCCCUCUGGCGGCCCUGGUAGAUCACAACGGACACUGUCACUUUGAACACUUUGACAUACAGAAUUCAACAUGCCUGUCUAUGAUGGGCAUAUACAGUAAUUCUCAUUGUGUAGGGGGUGUUUCCCUUCCUCUUUUGCUUGUGCAGAAGAUUUUAAUGCUACUUUCAUUGACUGAAAGGAACCACAAUAGGUACCCAAUGCUGGGGCAAUAUUGUGAACGCUAGUAUUUGUUCAUUCUUCUUAUACAAGAAGUGUGUAUGCAGCGAUGACGCUGUUUAGUUCAAAGUCAUUUCUGUUUAUAGAAAUAUUAUGAUGAGUAAAACACGGGUAUUCCUGUCCUCUGUGAAGGCAGUAUAUCCUGAAUAGAAUCUUGUCUCACAAAAAUUGUGCGUGCAUAGCUAAUGCUAACGAUUUUUAAAUGGUUUGAAAGUUAUUUUUCUCUGCAGAGAAAUUAUCUGAAAUAGUUUGGGUAUUCAUGCCUCUUGUGAUGGCAAUAUAUCUGUAAUUGUAUAUAAUUACACAGGAAGUGUGUACGCAUUGCUGAAACUGUAUGGUAUUUUUUUUAUAAAGUAACACUGAAAUACUUCAAACAGUAUUUAUAUAACGACCUGUUCUGAAGGUGGCAUCUCUUUAUUGUAUCUUGUUACACAAGAAAUCUGUAUUAUUGAUGAAAAACUAUUCCCAAAAUAUGAACUUGAUCUUU